AUGAUGAAGCUAACCAUGGAAUCGAGGGGCGUGCUGGUGACACAAGUGGCAGUAGAGGCCAUCACUGAUGCAACCACGGCGACAAUCAAGCCAAUGGUGGCAGCAACUGAGAUGCAAAAGGACAACGAUGACAACGGAUCCUUAGGGACUACCUCCAUGGUUCAUGUGAACCAAGGUUUGAGUGGGGUCAAGUAUGCUUCUACCCACUCCCACAGUCCAAGAUAUUGCUAUGAUUCGCUAGACGGUCAAUAUGCGAGUUCUGACUCGGUGGGCUUGGAAGAUAUGCUUGAGUCUGUGGGCCUAAAGUUCAAAAAUCAAGAUAAGGAGUGGGCCAGACAAGGUCAUUAA
This is a messenger RNA of Linum trigynum, 348 nucleotides long. Lineage: Eukaryota; Viridiplantae; Streptophyta; Magnoliopsida; Malpighiales; Linaceae. The record is from the annotation of a GenBank genome assembly.